AAACACCACAGGGACGGAAGUGGGAUAUUUGAAAUCUGCCAGUUGUCGUCGAACCUUUUUCGUGUUCCCUAAAAGAAAAAGGAGUUAUAGACAGCAUAAUCACGGAGAGAUGGAGGAAGAGGAGCAUACAGACAGAAAGCUGCAGCUUGCGAUGCUUUAUCGAAAGCUCAACAAAUUUAAAAAGUCUCUCAAUGAAGAUGACACAGAUAAUAUAAACCGGGUCAUCGGUUCGAACUCGCCUGAAUCGUGUCUUUCAUAUUUGAUCGAACUGGAGAAGAAAGGGGACCCUCAAAUGGACCGUAACCAUCUCAUCAGACUCAUUGAUUUUUACACCAGAGUAUUCUCUAAUAUGCCAUUGGGUAAACACUGUCAGAAUGAGAGUUAUGCCAGGAUGUUGGUCCGAUUUGCAGAGCUAAAAGCGAUUCAAGAUGUCAGUGAGGCAGAGGCCAACUUCAACGUCGCCAGAUCUCGCAGCCCAAACUUUGCAUUUGUUCACAUUGCUCAUGCAAACUUUGAGCUUUCUCAAGGCAACACAAAGAGAGGCAUUUAUAUCCUACAGAGUGCCACUGAACUCGGUGCAAAACCAAAAGAACUGCUGGAGGCUGCACUACAAAGCAUGCAGUCAGAAAAAACAUUCUUCUGUUCAGAGGACAAGGAAAAUUUAUUAUUGCCCAGCAGUAACAAUCACGAUUCUGUUAAAAAAGGCUCUGAAUUACAAAAAGUCAGCAGAAUGUCAGAUGGGACAGGAGACUUGCAACUCUCCAGUAUUUUUGGUACAGGGACCGAGUCCCUUGGUGGAUCAGCGGAUGAACAACUACCAGGAUGGAGAUCUGCAUCUCAACACAAGAGAACAGCUGGCAUGCCAGGAAGGGUUCCUGUGGUACCAUUCUCUAUCCCAGAAAAUGAUGAUGCUGAUGAAAACAAACAUGAAAAGUCCUCAAAGAAAUGUGAAAUAUCAAUCCCCACUAGUUUGUCCAGGCAAACAUCCGGUUCAAACAUGAACUCAGUUUUUGGGAUUUCGUCCUCAAAGAAACGUCCUUUCGAUGGAGAUUUACUCGAUCUUCAACCACCAGGUGUCAGUCCUGAACAUUGCUCUUGGGAGGACCAUGCAGCCAUGGACUCCACCACUACACUCCUUCACUCACGUGAUGCACAGGACACCUCACGGAUAGACGCAGAUGUAACUUACAGUUUUGACCAGGUGAUGAAAACAAAUUCCCCAGAGUCAUGUUGGACAUAUCUGAUGAAUCUGGAGAAAAGAGGCAACCCUCACACCGACAUCAGCCUCCUCAACAAACUCAAGGACUGUUACUCUAAGGUCUUCUCCAGAUUGCCAAUUAGACAGUACAGCAAAAACGCCUGCUAUGCCAGAAUACUGGUCAGAUAUGCAGAACUCAAGGGGAUUGAAGAUACAGAUGAAGCACAGGACCACUUCAUAGUUGCGAGAUCCAACUGCAAAGGCUUUGCCUUUGUCCAUAUAGCACAUGCUCAGUUUGAAGUUUCUCAAGGUAAUGUGAUGAAAGCAAGCUCAAUUCUGCACAAAGCCCAAGCGUUACACGCCAGGCCAGCUGAGCUUGUUGAGGUGGCGAUACGUAAUCUUAAAGCUGGGGAGAAACGGCUGGUACCCAACAAGAAUGAAGAAUUUCCCAUAGAUUUGCAGACGGUUCUUCCAGUAAGUGUUUCUACACAUGGUGGAAACCAGGAGCUUCAGCUUCCUGGUAGAGUCCCUGUGAACCGCUCAGUUGAGCGGACUAAACCUGCCAACAAAGACUCAUCAGAGUGGAAGAUUCCAAGUCUCGUCAAUCGGCAUGCUUCUCCAAAUAAACAUAAAACCCCACCUGAGCCCACACCUGUUCCUCGCAUGCUGGACUCUCUUCGUACACCAUGUGUUCAGCUUCCGACCAGACUGAACCCACAGUCAGCCUGUCAGACCCCAAACAACUACAAAAACCCAUGUUCUAGCAGCUUUGUUACUCCUGUUGUAAAGAGAGACCCUGAGGUGUUUUCCUCUGCAGUAGCAGCACACAGAGCUGGACCUGCUCAGCUUCCAUGCACACCAAUAAUCCAAGCAGCCUGUUUCCAAACGCCACAGGCUUCCUUUACUGCAUUGUCAAAGGAAACCAUAACGAUUAAGGGCAAGCAGUUCUUCAUCCUCAAGAUGAUUGGACGUGGUGGAUCAAGCAAGGUUUACCAGGUCCUCGAUCACAAAAAGCAGCUGUUUGCUGUUAAAUAUGUCGACCUAGAGGAGGCUGAUGCUCAGACAGUAGAAAGUUAUAAAAAUGAGAUCGAACAUCUGAACCAUCUACAGCAGUACAGCGAUCAAAUUAUAAAACUCUAUGACUAUGAAAUGACCAACAGCUACAUUUACAUGCUGAUGGAAUGCGGUAACUUGGACCUGAACACUUGGUUGCGAAACCGCAAGACGGUGAAUCCUCUGGAGAGGAAGUUCUACUGGAAGAACAUGCUGGAGGCUGUCCACACCAUUCACAAACAUGGAAUAGUCCACAGUGACUUGAAACCAGCUAACUUUGUGAUAGUGAAUGCAUCACUAAAGUUGAUUGACUUCGGCAUCGCUAACAGAAUCCAGCCAGAUGUAACGAGCAUCAUGAAGGAAUCACAGGUAGGCACUCUCAACUAUAUGCCUCCUGAAGCCAUUAAAGACACAUCAUCCCAGUCAGGAAAAGCCCGAUCAAAGAUCAGCCCCAAAGGUGACGUGUGGUCUCUUGGAUGCAUCCUGUACUGUAUGACCUAUGGAAAGACUCCAUUUCAAAGCAUCACCAAUCAGAUAACCAAGCUGCACGCCAUCAUUGAUCCGUCCCAUAAGAUAGAAUUUCCCGACAUCUCGGAGAAGGAUUUGCUGGAUGUGUUGAAGCGAUGCUUAAUACGAAACCCCAAAGAGCGGAUUUCUGUCGCAGAGCUUUUGGAACAUUCAUAUCUGCAGCUGAAGGCAAAAAUAUCCCCUGAACCAGCAGAUCCAUGUAACAGUGACCUAAAGAAAAUCUUAACUGACCUGGCUGCCCUCCAGUCUCCAAACAGCAUCAUUCGAGCUGCAAAUAAUCUGGCCAAAAUGUGUAACACUGGCAGGAGGCUGGAUGUUGCAGAAUGUGCAAAGUCUUCAACUUAACUAUUUUACAAAAUGUGAUGUGUGAUGUUGAUGCAUAUUUUCUUUCUCUUCUUUGUUUAUCCCUGACCACUGUAUAUACCCUGUACACUUUUGUUUCCUUGAAACAAAACAUCACUUUACUUUUUUUUCUUUUUCAUUAUACUUAUGUUCUUUGAUAAUAAAUGUAAGCAUAUGGUAUAGUUACAUAAAACAUACUGUAAACUUACAAGUUGUUGUUUUUUUUCCCACUUUUUCACUAAGUGGUGGGGGUAUGUGACAAGAUGCCAUGUUAGCACAUUGUUUUGUUUUUUUAUCAAAUAUUCACUGAACAAAGAUCUCAGAAUACAUAUAGAAUGGUAGAAAUGUUCUUUUCAAGAUAAAAUUCUACUUCCAUUGAA
Molecule: messenger RNA, 3501 nt
Organism: Solea solea (common sole)
Lineage: Eukaryota; Metazoa; Chordata; Actinopteri; Pleuronectiformes; Soleidae
Gene: ttk
Product: ttk protein kinase
Exons: 25
Coding region: 110-3124 (1004 amino acids)
Biological process (GO): peptidyl-serine phosphorylation; meiotic spindle assembly checkpoint signaling; chromosome segregation
Cellular component (GO): spindle; nucleus; kinetochore
Molecular function (GO): ATP binding; protein binding; protein serine/threonine kinase activity
Source: RefSeq, a predicted model, not a curated record